CAUUUGACUAUCGAUAGACCAAGCUCCAACAGAGACAUCGAUAGCAGUCGGUCACACUACUCGCAGAACACCUGAGUAAAGGCAGUCCAGUGUCGCGACCCGAUUGCGAAACAACGAGAGAGAGAAAUAUAAAUAUCAUUUCGCACUCACGAACGGUGACGAAAACGCCAACGACGCUUGCAUAAUGAAAAUCUGGACGUCCGAGCAUAUCUUUAACCAUCCGUGGGAGACGGUUACACAGGCGGCAUGGCGCAAAUAUCCAAAUCCCAUGACACCCUCAAUCAUUGGCACCGAUGUGGUUGAGCGCAGAGUAGUUAACGGUGUGCUACACACACAUCGAUUGGUUCAAUCCAAAUGGUAUUUUCCGAAAUGGACGCAUGCGUUAAUUGGCACCGCCAAGACGUGCUUUGCCAGCGAACGCUCCACAGUGGAUCCCCAGCGCAAGCAGAUGGUCUUAAAGACAAACAAUUUAACAUUUUGCCGUAACAUAAGUGUCGACGAGGUGCUCUACUAUGAGCCGCAUCCCACUGAUUCAAGCAAGACCCUGCUCAAGCAGGAGGCGACAGUAACUGUCUAUGGUGUCCCGCUAUCACACUAUAUGGAAGAUUUACUAACCUCCACAAUCAGUUCGAAUGCGGGCAAGGGUCGUCAGGGCCUCGAAUGGGUAAUUGGCCUCAUCAAUACGGAAGUGAAGAGCAUAGCCGAUUCGGCUGCACGCGGCACAGACGAACUAAUACACAGUACGCGGCGAUCCAUCGACGAGGUCACAGAGAGUGCGCGAAAGAGUAUGGACGAGAUUGGUGCCCAGGCAGCCAAGGCGGCGAAAGCAAUGCACAUAACAUAGAUGUAUAUAGAAAAGGCGGUUAGCUCCAUGCGUAUGUGGGGACUGUUGGGCGUAGUGAAUAGGAAUUUACCGUAGUAGGCGCAACGUCGGGUACGCUGCUUUGUAGUACAGCAACAACAACAACAAUAACAAACAAACAAACGGUACAUAGAUGCAACAAUUACAACAACAACAACAACAAAAACACCAACAACAAAGCAGCAGAACGAACAAUAAGAAUAAUCAAUUACAAUAUUUUCUCCUUGCAAAAAGGCAAGCGAAAUAUUUUAUUCGUCUGCUUUAAUAUAUUUUUUGUAAAGCAAUUAAAAAAAAAAAAUAAGCAAAUUGAAAAAAAUCAAAAAAUUGAAAUGCGAAACUUUUCCCAUGGUUAUCAGUCAAGUGCGCGUUGUUGUUUUUUUUAAUGUUUUUUUUUUAGAUUGGGCCAAUGUACAAAGCCGAUAAGGCUGGCAGCCAGGCAAUGACAACACCAACACACCAGCAUAGUAGCAAAUUUAUUUAUUUAAAAAUAAAUAUAUAUAUAUAUACACAUAUAGUUUGUAAUAUGCAAAAAAUUAAAAGAAAAAAAAAAUCGAAAUCGAAAAAAACACCACAUAAAUCGAGCACUAAAUAAAUGUCAACAAAACGCUCAAGUAAAAUACAUUUUCAAGUGUACAACACGCUUUUCAUUAUUUCAAUAUAAAUAUGUUAUAUAUGCUUGCAUAUAUUGCUUAUUUGGCUGCCAACUAUCAUCGCUGAUGACCGCUAAAUUGAUCGGAAUACAUGCACAUAAAUACAUACAUACAUACAUACAUAAAAUGAAAUCAAGAUAAGCCAAAUGUGCAGCUGUGUGAGUGCACACGUUUUGAUAGCGUCUUUAUUUCCCUUCUUUUUGUUUCGGAAAGCUUUUUGUGAUGUUUGCUGCAUGUGAUUCGCAGCAGUUGCUAUACGAAUCCGACGGCAACAACACAAGCGCAGAGCUAAAAGCUCUUCUCUUGCUGCUUUAUACCCUGCACAGUGAUGAGCGCGUGACAUACAAUUAAACAUAGGCAGCUUUGUUGAACAAUACAUUUGUAUAAAGAAAUAUGUAUAUUAUAUAUAUGAAUAUAUGCCAAAUGAUUACAAAGUGUAAAAGGCAUUCUAUUGCCAAAAUAAAAUCAACUAAUCAUGGCAUUAAAUACUAAAAACAAAAAAGAAAAGAAAAUUGUCGCUGGUUCAUGGUUCAAAUCAAUGCCUAGCUUUUAAGUUCAGUUCGUCAACAAGGUUUUAACAUUCGUUGAAUGAGGUUCCAGUUCCAAUUUUAUAUAACGUCAAAAUAGUUUUUGCUAAUUAUUUCACAUAUUUGUACCUAUGGAAAUUUGUAAUAUUCAAAGUAUUUAUCAAAAAUAAAGUCAUCGCUAUGAAAGCUAUAUAAAA
Messenger RNA from Drosophila virilis, 2236 nucleotides. It is a transcript of the gene slmo, whose product is annotated as PRELI domain containing slowmo. The record is from RefSeq and is a predicted model, not a curated record. Gene Ontology annotation, biological process: phospholipid transport. NCBI's taxonomy places the organism in Eukaryota, Metazoa, Arthropoda, Insecta, Diptera, Drosophilidae. Gene Ontology annotation, cellular component: mitochondrial intermembrane space. Gene Ontology annotation, molecular function: phosphatidic acid transfer activity.